AUGCCCCUUCUCGUCACCUACCUCACGGGCGGCUGCAAUGACGACGAUAGCGCCGCCGCCACCGAGCACAACCACAACCAUAGCUCCGAUUCCGUGCCCUCAAGCCUGCCUCCCAUGGAUGCCGCCGCCUUUGACGCGUCGUUGGACGUGCCCGAGCGCAUGAUGGGCAUCACACAGCUACGCCGCCAGCUGGCUGCCGAGGCCCAGGGCGACGUGCUCGAGGUCGCCGUCGGUACCGGACGCAACCUCGGUUACUAUUCGUGGGACAGCAGCAAACAGGAUCCUCACGUCACCUCCUUCACCGGCGUCGACCUGUCAGCAGACGCGCUGACCGUCGCCCGUCGGCGACUCCGAUCGUCCGUACCCGGCGCCAAGGCCGUCAUCCGGAAGCGGCCGCUGCCACAGGAACCCACGGCUGCUGCUGCCGAUGCUGUCCCCAUCAAAGACCUCCCUGUUGCCGUCCUCGACGUCCUCGACAGCCGCCUGAGGCUGCUCCGGGCAGACGCCAUGCAGCCGCUGCCGCUCCCAUCAUCGUCAUCUCCUGCCUACGAUACCGUCGUCCAGACCUUCGGCCUCUGCUCUGUCGCCGAUCCUGUCGCCUUGCUCGCACACAUGGCCGCUGUCCUCCGUCCCGACACUGGCCGCAUCCUGCUGCUCGAGCACGGUCGCGGCCGCUGGUCUGUCGUCAACAGCCUGCUCGACCGCUAUGCCUCUCGCCACUUCUCCCGUUUUGGAUGCUGGUGGAACCGCGACAUCGACGCCAUCCUGGCCAAUGCCGCUACUGCCGUGCCCGGCCUUGAGGUCGUCGCCGUCAGUAGACCCGGUUGGUUUCAGUUCGGCACUCUCUGGUGGGUUGAGCUGCGCGUCAAUGCAGCCUAG
This is a messenger RNA of Grosmannia clavigera kw1407, 879 nucleotides long. Its product is annotated as ubiquinone menaquinone biosynthesis-related protein. The transcript has a single exon. NCBI's taxonomy places the organism in Eukaryota, Fungi, Ascomycota, Sordariomycetes, Ophiostomatales, Ophiostomataceae. Bases 1 to 879 code for a protein of 292 amino acids. The record is from RefSeq and is a predicted model, not a curated record.